AUGAUGGCCUUAAGUAAUUUAAAAUAUAUUUAUGGUGCAACUAGUAUUCGCCAGGCAAGAAUUAUUUCAAAUAUUGUGUUAAGAACAGAUAGGCAAUCGCAUAACAAUGUUGAGACCAAAGUGUCAGCAACAGACAAUGUGGUUCCUCCUCUAGUGGACUUAUAUGGUCGACAACACAACUAUCUACGAAUAUCAUUGACUGAGCGGUGUAACUUAAGAUGUCAGUACUGCAUGCCGGCGGAGGGCGUGCCGCUGAGUGCGCGUGAGGCGUUGCUGUCGCGCGAGGAGUUGCUGCGCGUGACGCGAGUGCUGGCCACGCUUGGCGUGCAAAAGCUGCGCCUCACCGGCGGCGAGCCAUCCGUACGAGCCGACCUCGUUGACAUCGUCCAGGAGCUGAGCAGCGUGACGGGCAUCCGCGCGGUGGGCAUGACCAGCAACGGGCUGGCGCUGACGCGGCGCCUGCCCGCGCUGCGCCGCGCCGGCCUGCGUGCGCUCAACCUGUCGCUGGACUCGCUGCGGCCCGCGCGCUUCGAGCGCAUGGCGCGGCGCCCCGGCCUGCCGCGCGUGCUCGCCACGCUCGACCUCGCGCUGCAGCUCGACUUCGACUCCGUCAAGCUCAACACUGUGCUCAUGAAAGGGUUCAAUGAUGAUGAAGUAUGUGAUUUUGUGGAGUUGACUCGAGAGCGACAAAUGGACGUCAGGUUCAUCGAGUUCAUGCCGUUCUCCGGCAACCGCUGGGAGGAUGCGCGCCUCGUGCCCGAGCGCGACGCGCUGGCGGCGCUGCGGCGCGCCUUCCCCGGCGCCGCGCGCCUCCCGCCCGCCGCCUGCGACACCGCCACGCUGUGGCAGGUGCCGGGCCACGCCGGCCGCGUCGGCUUCAUCUCCUCCAUGACCAAGCCCUUCUGCGCGUCCUGCAACCGCCUGCGCCUCACCGCCGACGGGAACCUCAAGGUGUGCCUGUUCGGCGCGGCGGAGACCAGCCUGCGCGACGCGCUGCGCGGCGGCGCCUCCGACGACGACCUGGCGCUGCUCGUGCGCGCCGCGUUGCGCCGCAAGCUGCCGCAGCACGCCGCGCCCGCCGGCGCCCGCGCCCGCGCGCCUCCGCGCCUGGCCGCGCCGCGCCUGGCCGCGCCGCGCCUGGCCGCGCCGCGCCUGGCCGCGCGCGCGCUGAGCACGACGGCGGCGGCGGCGGCGGCGGUGGCCGGCGGCGACGACGCGCGGCUCACGCACCUGGACGCGGCGGGGCGCGCGCGUAUGGUGGACGUUGGCGACAAGCCGGUGACGCGGCGCGCGGCCGAGGCUGAGUGCUACCUAGAGGUGGGCGCGCGCCUGCUGCGGUUGCUUCGCUCGGCGCGCGUGCCCAAGGGCGACGCGCUCACCGUGGCGCAGGUGGCGGGCGCGCUGGCCGCCAAGCGCACCGCCGACCUCAUCCCGCUGUGCCACCCGCUGGCGCUGGAGCUGGCGCGCGUGCGCGUGCAGUUGCCGGCCGGCGACGGCGAGCGCGGCGGCCGCGUGCGCGUGGCGUGCGAGGCGCGCGCCGCCGCCCGCACCGGCGUCGAGAUGGAGGCGCUCACCGGCUGCGCCGUGGCCGCGCUCGCGCUCUACGACAUGUGCAAGUCCGUCGACAAGGGCAUGCGCAUCACCGACCUGCGCGUCGUACGCAAGACCGGCGGCAAGAGCGACUGGCCCGCGCCCGCGCCCGGCGACGGCGACGGCGAGGGCGAGGGCGGCCUGCGCGUGCGCGCGCACGACACGUCGCCGCUGAAGCCGGGUGAGACGUACGCGCCCACCAACGUCAUGUACUUC
Molecule: messenger RNA, 1806 nt
Organism: Brenthis ino (lesser marbled fritillary)
Lineage: Eukaryota; Metazoa; Arthropoda; Insecta; Lepidoptera; Nymphalidae
Source: the annotation of a GenBank genome assembly